AUGGUAACUUUGGAUCCGGCGCUCUACACCGUCGCAUGGAUCGCCCCGCUCCAGAUCGAGACUCGAGCGGCCCUGUACAUGCUGGACAACGAGCAUGACGGCAGGUUCCGUUUGGGCCGGGGCGAUGACUACGUGUUCCACGCUGGGGACAUGUGCGGGCAUAACGUUAUCAUUGCAACGCUGCCGGCCGGCCAAGAGUACGGCACAGGUUCCGCGGCCGCCCUCGCCGAUCGGGUGAAAACCUUCUUCCCCAAUCUUUGGUUUGGACUGCUGGUGGGGAUCGCUGCCGGCCUCCCGAAGCUCUCUGGGGAUCCCAUUCGUGAUGUCCGUCUCGGCGACGUGCUCGUCGCUCUUCCUACCCCGAAUACCGCCGGCCUUAUACCCUACGACCUCGGCAAGGAAACUGAGAACGGGUUCGAGCUACUGCGCGCUGGACAUGUUCUGGCCGUCACAGAGCCUGUCGUCAGAUCCGCAAUUGGCAGCAUCCAAGUCAGGGCGCCAAACGAUGCAGAGCGGUUUUUGCCUUAUUACGAGAGAAUCAAAAACGAGGAACAUGCCACAGGCACCUUCAAUGACCCUGGACAGGAGAAUGACGCAUUCUAUGAAUAUGACAGUGAUGGAGAGGAACACGAAGUCAAACGGGAGCCACGGCCGCCAUCCAGACGCACUCGAGUAUGGUACGGGAGUAUUGGGUCAGGAGACAAACUGGUCAAGAGCGCCUGCAAGCGGGACGUACUCAAAGCAUUAUUGAAGGAUGAGGUCAUCGGCCUCGAAAUGGAGGCAGCUGGUACCAUGAACCGCAUACCAGUUGGUGUCAUCCGAGGAGUCAGUGACUACGCGGAUGCCCACAAGAAUCACAUUUGGCAACCAUACGCUGCGGCCAUGGCUGCAGCAUACGCCAAAGCAGUCUUGGCGGCGAUUGGACAGAAUGAGGCUCCACUACCGAAGCCACAAAUGGCAUCAGCAGAGAAAAGCAAUAUUGACAAGGCAUCUCAACCGCAAUAUGUACGUGAAGGUAAAACUACGUACCAUGGACCAAUCAGUGAUGUCUUUGGGGUUGUGGUGGGAAACGUCUCUGGUGGUCGUAUCUCGGGCGCUCAGGUGACCAACAACUAUGUACAGCGAUAG
Molecule: messenger RNA, 1128 nt
Organism: Lasiodiplodia theobromae
Lineage: Eukaryota; Fungi; Ascomycota; Dothideomycetes; Botryosphaeriales; Botryosphaeriaceae
Product: Nacht and WD domain protein
Exons: 3
Coding region: 1-1128 (375 amino acids)
Biological process (GO): nucleoside metabolic process
Molecular function (GO): catalytic activity
Source: RefSeq, a predicted model, not a curated record